Molecule: messenger RNA, 2352 nt
Organism: Saccharomyces paradoxus
Lineage: Eukaryota; Fungi; Ascomycota; Saccharomycetes; Saccharomycetales; Saccharomycetaceae
Gene: FLC2
Product: flavin adenine dinucleotide transporter FLC2
Exons: 1
Coding region: 1-2352 (783 amino acids)
Biological process (GO): transmembrane transport; fungal-type cell wall biogenesis
Source: RefSeq, a predicted model, not a curated record
AUGAUCUUUCUAAACACCUUCGUAAGGUGCCUUUUAACGUGCUUAGUGCUGUGCAGCGGCACAGCACGCUCCUCUGACACAAAUGGUACCACCCCGGCGUCUGCAAAGCAUUUGCAGACCACUUCUUUGUUAACGUGCAUGGACAAUUCGCAAUUAACGGCAUCAUUCUUUGAUGUAAAAUUUUACCCUGAUAAUAAUACUGUUAUUUUUGAUAUUGACGCUACCACGACGCUUAACGGGAAUGUCACUGUGAAGGCCGAGUUGCUUACUUAUGGGCUUAAAGUCCUGGAUAAGACCUUUGAUUUAUGUUCCUUGGGCCAAGUGUCGCUUUGCCCCCUAAGCGCUGGGCGUAUUGAUGUUAUGUCUACACAAGAGAUCGAAUCAUCCAUUACCAAGCAAUUCCCCGGAAUUGCUUACACGAUUCCAGAUCUGGACGCUCAAGUCCGUGUGGUGGCAUACGCCCAGAAUGAUACGGAGUUUGAAACUCCCCUAGCUUGUGUUCAGGCUAUCUUGAGUAAUGGAAAAACUGUGCAAACUAAGUAUGCAGCUUGGCCCAUUGCAGCUAUCUCAGGUGUCGGUGUGCUUACGUCCGGGUUUGUGUCUGUGAUCGGUUACUCAGCCACGGCAGCUCACAUUGCGUCCAACUCCAUCUCAUUGUUUAUCUACUUCCAGAACCUAGCUAUCACUGCAAUGAUGGGCGUCUCAAGAGUUCCACCCAUUGCUGCCGCAUGGACGCAAAAUUUCCAAUGGUCUAUGGGUAUCAUCAAUACGAAAUUUAUGCAGAAUAUUUUCGACUGGUACGUACAGGCCACUAACGGUGUCUCCAAUGUUGUGGUAGCUAACAAGGACGUCUUGUCCAUUAGCGUGCAAAAACGUGCUAUUUCUAUGGCAUCGUCUAGUGAUUACAAUUUCGACUCUAUAUUGGACGACUCGGAUUUGUACACGACCUCUGAGAAGGACCCAAGCAAUUAUUCAGCCAAGAUCCUCGUGUUAAGAGGUAUAGAAAGGGUUGCUUACUUAGCCAAUAUCGAGUUGUCUAAUUUCUUUUUGACUGGUAUUGUGUUUUUUUUAUUUUUCUUAUUUGUUGUUGUCGUCUCUUUGAUUUUCUUCAAGGCCCUGCUGGAAGUUCUUACAAGAGCAAGAAUCUUGAAAGAGACUUCCAAUUUCUUCCAAUACAGGAAGAACUGGGGGAGUAUCAUCAAGGGCACCCUUUUCAGAUUAUCUAUCAUCGCUUUCCCUCAAGUUUCUCUUCUGGCGAUUUGGGAGUUUACUCAGGUCAACUCUCCAGCAAUUGUUGUUGAUGCGGUGGUAAUAUUAUUGAUCAUCACAGGACUUCUGGUUUAUGGAACUAUAAGAGUUUUCAUCAAGGGAAGAGAGUCUCUAAGAUUAUACAAGAAUCCUGCGUACCUGCUCUACAGUGAUACCUAUUUCUUGAACAAGUUCGGGUUCUUAUACGUUCAAUUCAAAGCCGAUAAAUUUUGGUGGCUUUUGCCCCUGUUAAGUUAUGCGUUUUUAAGAUCCUUGUUUGUUGCCGUUUUACAAAACCAAGGUAAGGCGCAAGCGAUGAUCAUUUUUGUCAUUGAACUAGCAUACUUCGUUUGUCUGUGCUGGAUAAGACCAUAUUUGGACAAGAGAACUAAUGUUUUCAAUAUUGCUAUUCAUUUGGUUAAUUUAAUCAACGCAUUUUUCUUUUUGUUUUUUAGCAAUUUGUUCAAGCAACCCGCAGUGGUUUCGUCAGUGAUGGCAGUUAUUUUAUUCGUCCUGAACGCGGUGUUUGCUCUGUUCCUAUUACUGUUCACUAUUGUUACGUGUACAUUGGCGUUACUACACAGAAACCCAGAUGUCCGUUACCAACCAAUGAAGGAUGAUCGUGUGUCAUUUAUCCCUAAGAUUCAAAAUGAUUUCGAUGGCAAAAACAAAAAUGAUUCCGAGCUGUUUGAAUUGAGGAAAGCUGUUAUGGACACUAAUGAAAAUGAGGAAGAAAAAAUGUUCCGUGAUGACACAUUCGGUAAAAACUUGAAUACAAACACAAAUACAGCAAGACUCUUUGACGAUGAGACUAGUUCAUCCUCUUUCAAGCAGAAUUCAUCUCCUUUCGAUGCCUCGGAAGUAACGGAGCAACCGGUCCAGCCCACCUCUGCUGUUAUGGGUACGGGUGGUAGCUUCUUAUCUCCACAGUACCAACGGGCGUCAUCUGCUUCUCGUACUAAUCUAGUGCCAAAUAAUAAGAGCACCUCUAGUUUAAUGAAGCCUGAAUCAAGUCUCUACCUGGGGAAUUCUAAUAAAUCAUAUUCGCAUUUUAACAAUAACGGCAGCAACGAAAACAACCGUAAUACUAACCCGUACUUGUAA